UGCCAGCCCAUACGUCUUGAUAACUCCAAAUGAAACCAGAAGAAAACAGUUGCAGCAAAUUGCUAAGAAGGAGCUAGAUGACCUGCAGCAGUGGAAGGAGAAGCAGAGAGCACAGCCAAUUAAACUGGUUCCACAGAGACUGGGUGGGAAGGAAUCAGAGGCUGAAGCAAGGCAAAACCAGCAAAUGAUGCUCCUGCAGUCUAAAUACCAGCAAAAGCACAAGAGAGAAGAAUAUGUAAAAGCAAAAAGGGCAGCUGAAGAAGCUGAACUCCAGAAAAAGAAAGCAAUUCAGAGAGAAAAGGCAGAAAGACUUGAAGCUAAAAAACGACAAGAAGAAAUGCAAAGAAGAGAGAUGUUCCUGGAAGAUCACCAUUACAAAACCACUGAAUUAUUGAACAGAUUGGACUCUGCUUUGCCAAAGAGUGAUUCCCGUCAGAUUGCGAAUCGUGGUCCAGAGUGUACAGCAUGGACAAGAAGCCAUGCUUACAGGCAAGCUCUUCAGGAGGAUGAAAACAGAAGGUUAGAGGAAAUGAAGCAAGAGCAACGGAGGAAGGCUGAAUUACUGGAAUUUAAACAAAAGCAGGAAGAGGAAGCCAGGACAAGAGCACUUCAAAAUGAACAGAGGAGGGUAAAUGAUGCCUUCCUGGACCGACUCCAGAACAAAACCCAGCCUAAGAGCAUCCACCAGCCUGGAUAUUCUGGGAGUCUGGGCGACAUCAGUGAUGGUGCCUCA
Molecule: messenger RNA, 733 nt
Organism: Merops nubicus (carmine bee-eater)
Lineage: Eukaryota; Metazoa; Chordata; Aves; Coraciiformes; Meropidae
Gene: EPSTI1
Product: epithelial stromal interaction 1 (breast)
Exons: 9
Source: RefSeq, a predicted model, not a curated record